Molecule: messenger RNA, 1680 nt
Organism: Penicilliopsis zonata CBS 506.65
Lineage: Eukaryota; Fungi; Ascomycota; Eurotiomycetes; Eurotiales; Aspergillaceae
Exons: 3
Coding region: 1-1680 (559 amino acids)
Biological process (GO): protein N-linked glycosylation
Cellular component (GO): endoplasmic reticulum membrane
Molecular function (GO): GDP-Man:Man(3)GlcNAc(2)-PP-Dol alpha-1,2-mannosyltransferase activity
Source: RefSeq, a predicted model, not a curated record
AUGCUCUCGCUCAGCGCUCUUGUCUUGGCCAUCGCUAUCGUUGUGACCAAGUCGCUAGUCACCAGUCUCGUCUUGGUCGGUGCCUUGAACCUGAUCCCGCCAGUCGCUAUAUAUACCCCCAAACUUCUGCUCCGCUCCAUCGGGUGCCUCAUCCAGAAACGCACCAAGUCUCGCAGGGAGUUUAUCCUCGGUCGGGUGCGGGCAGAACAGGAAGAAUACCUUGCAAAACAGGCCAAGUCGUCCCUGCGACCCCCCGCCGAUGAUGAAGACUGGGAGAAGGUGGACAGCUCGAGCGACAAGACGACGGGCAACAAGACUGGUGGAGAUGACGACUGGGAUGGGAUUGUGGGCUUCUUCCAUCCGUUCUGCAACGCCGGUGGUGGCGGAGAACGUGUCCUUUGGGAGGCAGUGCGAGCAACGCAGAAACGCUGGCCCAAGGCGAUUUGUGCUAUCUAUACCGGAGACCACGAGGUCAACAAGGCAGCUAUGCUAGAGAGAGUCGAGAACCGCUUCAACAUCAGCUUGCACGCCCCGACGGUUGUCCUUCUGUACCUGACUACUCGCAAGUAUGUCGUUCCGAGCAUGUACCCAUACCUGACACUACUGGGCCAAGCUCUUGGGUCUCUAGUGGUUGCGUACGAUGCGUUCAACCUGCUGGUGCCGGACAUCUUCCUCGACACGAUGGGCUACGCGUUCACGCUCGCGUUCAGCAAGUACCUGUUCCCGUCUGUGCCGACGGGCGCGUACGUGCACUACCCGACCAUCUCGACCGACAUGCUGGAGUCGCUGGAUGACGAGACCGGGGUGAAGGGGAUCAACGCCGGGACGGGCAAGGGCCUACGCGGCACGCUGAAGCGCAAGUACUGGCUUGCGUUUGCACGGCUGUACGGCUGGAUGGGCGGGCAGGUGGACGUGGUGAUGUGCAACUCGUCGUGGACGGCCGCGCACAUCCGCAAGCUCUGGGGCCCCGCGCGGCAGCACAAGCCGCACGCCGAACCCACCGUGAUAUUCCCGCCGACCGCAGUGUCGGAGCUGGAGGCCGCCAUCGCCGUGGACGCGGAGAGCGAAAAGCUCCGCCAGCCGGUGCUGCUUUACAUUGCGCAGUUCCGGCCGGAGAAGAACCACGGCCUCGUGCUGCGGUCGUUUGCGCGCUUCCUCGACGAGCGCAAGAAGAAUCCCAUCUCGGCCUCGCUGCCGGACCCACGACUCGUCCUCAUCGGCAACGUCCGCCACGCCAGCCCGGACGAAACACACAUCUACAACCUCCGCCUACUGGCCCACGAACUCCACAUCCGCGACCAGACCACCUUCCUCUGCGACGCCAGCUGGCCGGCCAUCCUCUCGCACCUGGGCUCCGCCUCCGUCGGCGUCAACGGCAUGUGGAACGAACACUUUGGCAUCUGCGUCGUCGAGUACCAGGCUGCAGGGCUGAUUUGCGUCGUCCACGACUCCGGCGGGCCCCGCGAGGAUAUCGUCGUCGACCUCGGCGACGGCGCAACGGGCUUCCGCGCUUUAUCCGAGGAGGAGUUUGCCGCCGCCUUCGAGGCCGCCCUUGCCUUACCCGUCGAAGAGAAGGUUGCCAUGCGUCUGCGGGCGAGAAAAUCCGCCCAGCGCUUCUCCGACGUGGAGUUUUGUUCCAAGUGGGUGGACAGAUUGGAGAAGCUGGUCGAGCUAGCUUAG